CGUUUCCCAGCUUUUAAUCUAUCGCUAUCGUGGAAAAACGAAAAUAUCAAGCGAAUUCGCAAUCGCUCUGUUGGGAACGAGCUGUUCAUCUCUAUGCAAGUGACAGCCUAUCAGACGAAAAGCGCAAAACGGAGAUGCGCUCGGAAGAAAGCCACUACUCACCGUAUAUCAAUUCUUCCUAGCGUGUUUCCAAGCUGAUUGCUCCACUUUUCCAACUAUUGCUCUUGUCGGCCCCAUCCCCGUUCCGUCGUUAUCAAAUUCGCAGGUUCGCCGCCACUGUGCUCGGGAUGGCUAAAUCGGAAGAGAAAAAACACGACGUUGCCAUCCAUUGGUUCCGCAAUGGUCUCCGCUUCCACGACAACCCUUGUUUGCUGGAUGCGUGCCAAAAAUCCGAAUCACUCCUUCCGAUUUACGUAGUCGACCCUGAAUUUCCCUUCGCGCAAACUGCUGGGUGCCGCGCCGGUACAAUUCGUGCCAAUUUCUUACUCGAAUCGAUAAACGAAGUCGACGAAAAACUCCGGAAAAUGGGUAGUCAGCUCGUCGUUGUUCUCGGGAAGAGUCACGAAGUCUUACCCGAAAUUGUCGCCACCACACAGGCUAAGGCAUUGUUCUAUGAACAAGAAGCAGCCGCUCCUGUGCGAGAGCAAGACGCCGAGACGAUCCAAGCCAUCAAGAAUCGUUUGAAAAGGGACGGUAAAAAUUACGAGUGCAAAUUUGAAGCCUAUGCAACGCAUACGCUUCAUCCCAUGGAACGGUAUUUAGCGCAGUGCAAAGACCAUACGGCACCGUCGACGUAUGGAAGUUUUACGAAGAUUUUCAACAAAAUGAGUGUUGCGAAAGAAGUGAACGAAGUCAAGGAGGUACCAUCGUUGCCAAACAAGUCAGUUAAACUUCUUGAAAAAUCGUUUGCAGAGGCUUUGCGAAUGCCUACGUUAAAAGAUCUUGGAUACGCAGCUGCUGCUGAUGAUAUGAAGAACAGCGGCAAAGGAGGGUAUGCUUUUGCAGGGGGAGAAAACGCCGCAAUCGAGCUUCUUGCAAAGAACAUGGCGCGCUCGCAGUGGGUAGCAACGUUUGAAAAACCAAAGACAAGCCCAAAUGAUGCCACACGACCAAGCACUACUGCUUUGAGUCCUUACGUCAAGCACGGCUGUAUAUCUCCGCGUCGCUUUUAUCAUGAGUUGUCGAAGGUGUACUCAAAAUACAAUAGCAAAGAAACAUCGAAGCCACCAGUUUCGCUCCAUGGACAACUAAUGUGGCGCGACUUCAAUUAUCUGGUCGGAUACAGCACUCCAAACUUUGACAAAAUGAUCGACAAUCCUAUUGCUCGACAAAUUCCAUGGGACGACGAUCCGGAUCUUUUGCUAGCCUGGAAGAUGUCGAAGACGGGAUAUCCUUACAUCGAUGCGAUCAUGACCCAACUACGGGAAACGGGCUGGAUUCACCACCUAGCUCGUCAUUCCGUUGCUUGCUUCCUCACUCGAGGGGAUCUAUGGCAAAGCUGGGAAGAUGGCGCUACAGUCUUCGAAGAAUAUUUGAUUGACGCUGAUUGGAGCAUCAACAACUUCAACUGGCAAUGGCUUUCUUGCACUGCCCAUUUCUAUCAGUAUUUUCGAUGCUAUUCGCCAAUUGCUUUCGGUAAAAAGACGGACCCAAAUGGCGAUUACAUUCGCAAAUGGUUGCCUCAGUUCAAGGACAUGCCAGCAAAGUAUAUCUACGAACCUUGGGAAGCUCCCAUUGAACUUCAAAAGAAAGUUGGGGUGAUUGUCGGUGAAAACUACCCUCAUCCAAUUGUUGACCACAAGUUGGUCAGUAAAAACAAUAUGUCACGGAUGAAGGAAGCGUACGAUGCACAGAAGAAUCGGGAGCCUAUGCCAGCCAACGAAUCGCAUAGUAGCGGUUUGAAUCGUGAUACUUCACCAAAGCGACAACGUCGCAACUAACAGAAAGUGCAAAGAAUCGUUUUUUUAUAACAAAUGGGAUUCAUAACCGA
Messenger RNA from Phaeodactylum tricornutum CCAP 1055/1, 1990 nucleotides. RefSeq names its product cryptochrome photolyase family 1 (gene CPF1). The transcript is spliced from 5 exons. Gene Ontology annotation, biological process: entrainment of circadian clock by photoperiod; circadian regulation of gene expression. NCBI's taxonomy places the organism in Eukaryota, Bacillariophyta, Bacillariophyceae, Surirellales, Neidiaceae. Gene Ontology annotation, cellular component: cytoplasm; nucleus. Gene Ontology annotation, molecular function: DNA binding; FAD binding. The record is from RefSeq and is a predicted model, not a curated record. Bases 288 to 1940 code for a protein of 550 amino acids.